This is a messenger RNA of Humulus lupulus (European hop), 756 nucleotides long. RefSeq lists its product as uncharacterized. NCBI's taxonomy places the organism in Eukaryota, Viridiplantae, Streptophyta, Magnoliopsida, Rosales, Cannabaceae. Gene Ontology annotation, molecular function: DNA helicase activity. The coding region runs from base 1 to 756 and encodes 251 amino acids. Gene Ontology annotation, biological process: telomere maintenance; DNA repair. The transcript has a single exon. The record is from RefSeq and is a predicted model, not a curated record.
AUGUCAUCCGGUUUGAGGCGACUGUUCGCAACAAUAUUGGUAUAUUGUAAUCCAACCAAUCCAAGAGACCUUUGGGAACAUUUUGAGGAAGAUAUGUCAAUUGAUUUCAAAUCUUCAGAAGAUUCUACAUUAACUGCAAGAUAUCAUGUAUUAAGGUCAAUCUCUUCUACAAUUGAAUCAAUGGGGAAAAACAUUAACUCUUACCAUGUUCUUGAUGAAGACAUUUCUUUCGAUAAAAAUGAACAAUCUAGAGAAAUUGAUGAUGAGUUGGGUGUUGAAAUUCUAGAAGAAGAUAUUACAUCUUCAAGAUCACUUAAUAGCGAGCAACAACAAGUGUAUAAUGUAGUGUUGGAAAAAGUUUUAUCAAACCAAAAUGUUGCAUUUUUUGUAGAUGGCCCAGGUGGGACAGGGAAAACAUUCCUAUACAGGGCACUUCUGGCAACAUUACGAUCAAGAAACUUGGUAGCACUUGCAACUGCUUCAUCAGGUGUGGUUGCAUCUAUACUUCCAGGAGGUCGAACAGCUCACUCACGCUUUAGGCUUCCACUUGAUACUGACAAAAAAAAUACAUGUUGUGUGAGAAAACAAAGUGCACUUGCAAUCCUUCUUCGUGUAGCAAAAUUAAUAAUAUGGGAUGAGGCACCAAUGACAAGAAAACAAUACAUAGAGGCAUUAGACAAAAUGUUACGAGACAUCAAUGAUUCUGACGUAGCCUUCGGUGGAAAGGUUGUUGUUUUCGGGGGAGAUUUUCGAUAA